Molecule: messenger RNA, 1210 nt
Organism: Lolium perenne
Lineage: Eukaryota; Viridiplantae; Streptophyta; Magnoliopsida; Poales; Poaceae
Biological process (GO): translation
Cellular component (GO): ribosome
Molecular function (GO): mRNA binding; structural constituent of ribosome
Source: RefSeq, a predicted model, not a curated record
UGCUUCUCCCCUGCUUUCUCAUCGUCAGUCUCUGUCGCCGAUCCACCAAAACCCUAAUGGCUUCCCGCCUCCUCCACCUCCGCCGCCUUCUCCCGGCCGCGCGCCCGUCCGCCGCCGCCGCGUUCUCCACAUCCGUCACCCCGACCCCGCGGGUCUCCGGUCUCGUAGACGAGAUCUGCGGCCUCAACCUCCUCGAGGCUUCCUCCCUCGCCGACGCCCUGCGCGGCCGCCUCGGCGUUGACCAGCUCCCUCCCCUAGCUAUCCUAAUGGGCGGAGCAGCUCCGCUGGCCGGCGAUGGCGCCGCUGGGGCGGCCGGCGAGGAGGCAAAGCCGAAGGAGGAAAAGAUGGCGUUCGACGUGAAGCUGGAGGGGUUCGACGCCGCGGCCAAGCUUAAGAUCAUCAAGGAGCUGAGGGCGUUCACGAGCUUGGGCUUGAAGGAGGCCAAGGAGCUCGUGGAGAAGGCGCCGGCCGUGCUGAAGGCCGGAGUGCCCAAGGAGGAGGCGGAGGGCAUUGCUGAGAAGUUGCGGGCACUGGGCGCCAAGAUUGUUCUCGAGUGAGAGGACCAGAUCUCUGUAAGCGCCUGCUCCUUCGCCCUUGACAGGCAUGUGUCAUACACUUCUAUUGCAGUCAAAGAAAGUUCACCCUUUGCCUCAGUGGUUGCUAAUUUGCCAUUAGCCCUGGUACAAUCAUAUGAAGAGAAAAGGCUUCAUCAAUGUGCAUGAACAAGAGCAGAUAGCAUGGACAGAGUGAAAGAUGGAAAUACUGCAUACAUAUGCAACUUUGAAGACACCAUUCAAGCUUAACCUCUGGUUUAAAUGGAUUGAAGCAUCUUCUAUAAAGGUCGGCUAACUUAUGACUAUAUUUAUGGUAAUUGUCAUCAUCUUCCUGCUUCUGUUUGAGUCCCAAUGGAAGCUGUGCUUUGUACCAUCCUGAUUGUCCUACCAUUUAGGUCAGAGAUGAUAUAUUCAUAUACUAGACAACGAUAUGUGCCCUUUUGCCUGUGGAAGUUUGGAGGAAGCAAGGCACACAUUCUUCUGACCUUGCAGUGCCCGGAUCUGUAACAUGUUAUAGAUAUUCAGUUUAGGAGGAACCGUAUUCUGGUGAACACAUAAUGCGUUGAUUAUUAGGUGAACCUUGUGUGUUUUGUGUCUGUUUUGGUUAUGUAUCGUGCACCAAUGUAUUGUAUUGCAGAACUAUGGGCGUUGGUACC